This is a messenger RNA of Mucor velutinosus, 468 nucleotides long. RefSeq lists its product as uncharacterized. The transcript is spliced from 4 exons. Gene Ontology annotation, cellular component: cytoplasm. NCBI's taxonomy places the organism in Eukaryota, Fungi, Mucoromycota, Mucoromycetes, Mucorales, Mucoraceae. The record is from RefSeq and is a predicted model, not a curated record. Bases 1 to 468 code for a protein of 155 amino acids.
AUGCAAUCUCUAUUUGAUAUCAAGAAAACAGACGUAGAUUUAUAUUCCAUACUAAACUGUGUGGAUACGAGCUCGCCAGAGCAGAUAAAGGCAGAGUACAAACAUCUUGCUUUAAAGUAUCACCCUGACAAGAGUUUGAAUGACGCAAAAGAAUUUCAAAAGAUCAAAGCAGCAUAUGAAAUAGUUGGAGAUCCUGUGAAUAGAGCCUUGUACGAGCGAUGGAAGUCAAGCAAUCUUAUCAUCCCAUUUUCGGAAUUUGCUCAGAUAGGCACGCAUGCUCAAACUGUACAUUGGCAAGCUCUUCCAGCCCAAAUGACAUUGACCGAAAAUGAUAGCACAAAUACAUCAGACAAAAGCAUCAAAUCAUUGAGAGUACCACAAACAGCCCAACAGCUGUCAAAUAUACCUAUUGAAACCACUGGAUUCUGGAAAAUGAAAUCAUUUAGCAUCCAGGAAAAUCAAUCCUGA